Aspergillus pseudotamarii is the source of this 889-nucleotide messenger RNA. RefSeq lists its product as uncharacterized. NCBI's taxonomy places the organism in Eukaryota, Fungi, Ascomycota, Eurotiomycetes, Eurotiales, Aspergillaceae. The coding region runs from base 251 to 601 and encodes 116 amino acids. The record is from RefSeq and is a predicted model, not a curated record. The transcript has 2 exons.
GGAAGAUCAACAGCCCGAUAAUUAUACACCAGUUAAUGCCAACAACCAGGAACAUAAAUAAGCCCCACAAGUAAGAGUGUGGGACAUGAGCUAUUGAACAGUGGGACCAACCAUGGAAUGAAGCCACGCCCCUCGGAUCUUCCUCCAUGUGGGGAAGUUCACCGGGUAAUCCAUAUAAGCAGCAAGAAACAGGAGCACAUUGAGACCUCAACACAACACAACUAACCCCGCUAAGCAACUAGCAUACAGUAUGAUCGUGCGCGAACUACCCGCGCCGGCCCAUGGGGCCUCGAUUCCCGAUAUUACCGCCAUCGGCCCGGAGCAAGAGUCGGUCGCAUCGUGGAGGAAGCGAUGCAAUAUUGACACCGGGAAGCAGAUCCGACUGGUGAAACUGUCGCACAUGCGGUACCAGCAUCCGGACUUGAAUGAGAUCACGGUGUUUUUGCAGGACUUUGGGAUGGAGGUGGUGAAGAAGACGGACGAUCGGAUUUGGUACCGCGGGUAUGGAAGGGAUCAGUAUGUGUAUUAUGCACAGAGGGGAGAGAAGAAGUUCUUAGGGGGCACGUUUGAGGUGGAAUCAUACCAGGAAUUAGAGAAGUGAGUGGCUUGCCUGUCCUUGUUUCCUAUGGCUCAUAUAAAGAUUUGCUAAUCGUGUAGAGCGGCGCACCUUCCUGGUGCUGGGGAAAUUCAAGACUUGUCAGAGGCACCCGGGGGAGGGCAUCUGCUGACUCUAACUGAUCCGGAGGGAUUCCCUGUGAACCUGAUCUGUGGUCAAGAGCUCCGCGAGGCUGGUGAAUACCCGACGAGCAUUAUCGUGAAUACGGAGUCUGAGAAACCACGGAUUCGGAAAUUCCAGCGAUUCAAUCCGGGUCCAGCGGCCGUUCAUAAG